This is a messenger RNA of Microbotryum saponariae, 1380 nucleotides long. Lineage: Eukaryota; Fungi; Basidiomycota; Microbotryomycetes; Microbotryales; Microbotryaceae. The record is from the annotation of a GenBank genome assembly.
AUGGGUUCAUCCGGAGGAGCAGCAGCUGGUUUGUUCGGUAACAAGCCUACUACAGGCCUAACUCCAACUUCUUUAUUCGGUCAACCGAACCCGAAUACCACCGCUACUACACCCAACAAUGGUCGUCUAUUCGGCGGUGUAGGCUCAAACACGAAUACGUCGAUGCAACCUACUCCGGGUGCGGUCGGCUUGUUUGCAGGAUCGACUCAGCCAACGUCGAUGAUGGGAGCUUCGUUUGGUACGGGUACGGCUUGGGGGGCACAGCCAAAGUUGGGAUUGUUUGGGUCAGUUUCUGUUUUGGAGCGAGCUUGAGAGAGAGAGUCGUUUUUUAGAGGUACGGUUGGGGAGGGAGGAGAGAGCUGAUGGUCACCUUUGCUGCUCGAUCGUACCCUUGGAUCGUGCACAGGUCUACAACACAACCUCAACAACAACAAGGAGGGUUCCAACUUGCUUCUUCGACACCACCACAGCAAGCGUCGACGAGCUCGCUGAACAAGAUGACCAAGUUCAAUGAUCUGCCCGAGAACGUCAGGGCGGUGAUUGAGGGGAUGGAGUCAGUCACUGAGAGUUACACCACGCCUGGGAAAUGGGGAUGUGGGCUGAAGCGAAUGCUUGGAUCGAAACUACAGCUCUUUCGUACGACAACAAGUACAUCUAUCGGAACAGCUCAAACGGAGGGAACUGGGAGUGGAGAUCGAAAAGACCCGGAACGAGUGGCAGCAAUGUUCGGCUGUAAGUUCGGAAUCAUGAGGUGAGAUAUGCUCCCAGGCUGAUUAUCGUUUGGGUUUACCCACUCAGGACGCGACCGCGAUCUCCUCCCUCUUGCUCCACUCGUCCAACUCGGUCUCGGCCGUCCGGAAUCGGCUCGACCAAGACGCGCAAGACGUCGAAAAAGCGACUUGGAUCGUCGAAGGUUUCAAAAACCCUCAAGGUCCGAAAGCGCAACAAGCCAAAGCGGUGCAAACGUUCCCGUUCGAGUUCUUCAGGAACAAGACGGACGAGUUCGACGCGCGCUUGAAGAAUUACAAAGAGACGAUCGAGGUGGGGUUCUCCUCUCGCCGAGGGCUUAGAUCGUUCAAUACUAAUCGGUAUGAUCAUAUCCCACAGCAAAUUCAACAAUACCUAUCCUCCCCUUCGUCCCUCUCUUCUUCCAUCGACCCUUCGUCGAUCGUGCCCACGUUGAAAUCACAAACGACGUCUUUCCUAGCUUUGGCGAGCAACGUCGCGUCGUUGCAGAGUGAUUUGCACCGGUUGAAGGACGAGUAUAGGCUCAUUUGGAGGGACAGGACGGGGAGGGUGACGGAUCCUUUUAGGGAGCGGGAGGGGGGAAGGGAGGUUGCUGGGGUGGUGUCGGGGUUGGGCAGGGUCGAGAUCAGGUGA